CCCACUCCCCAGGCAGAGAGCAUACUGACAGGGAUUGAGCCAGAGUGGAAUCUAAGCCAUGUACGUUGUGCCCGAGCACCGGCCCUGGGAGGAGAGACUGUGGAGACUGCCCCGCAGUGCUGAAUCUCAGGACCUUAAUGAUGCGGGAUCAAAUUCAGGCAGUACGGCACAGCCGGACAAUACGGGGCAUCCUGAAUAUGUUGCUUUUGUUCUUGUUCCUGUUUUCUUUGUCAUGGGCCUUUUAGGGGUGCUAGUGUGCCAUAUUCUUAAGAAAAAAGGCUAUCGCUGUACCACAGAGGCAGAGCCUGUAGAGGAAAAAGUCAUUGGAGAAACAAUUGAAAUGAGUGAAAACACAGGUGAUACUACCAACCAUAAUGACACUGUUGGACAAAUUGUCAACUACAUCAUGAAAAAUGAAGCGAACGCCGAUGUUCUUAAGGCCAUGGUAGCAGAUAACUCUUUGAUUGGGGACAACAGUGUAUUCAAUCCUGAAAGCCCUACCACACCAAAUACUCCAACAAGCCCAACUACUCCAUAUACUCCAGUAAGCCCUACCUCACCUACUGCUACUCCAUCCAAACACACAUGCCGGGGACAACAUUUUCACACAGUUGGUGGUGUGGCUGAAAAGAAUGUGUGCACCCGAUGCAGCAAUAAGCGAUGGCAACUAAUAAAGUCCCCCCCAAAACAUAAAGAACCAAAGAAACCUCGCCAAGCAGUCACUGUACUAUCAGUGGGAAGAUUUAGAGUCACAAAAGUUGAACCAAAAUCUAAGGAAAGAAAACGAUUAAUGUCUGAUAGCACUGACAUAACAAAUUGUGAAGUACCUACAACCCCAGUUAAAGUUAAUUCCAGGUCAAGAAGUGGCACAGAAACAGAGAAUCAAAUCUCUGUAGAAACCUGAGAUGUGAGGUAUUCCAAAGAGGGGCCAAUUUUUCGCAUUAUGAGAAGAUAUUCAAGCCGCAUUUUUUUUUUAGUGUUGAAUUUGUGUAUGUAUGGCAAGUGCUGCCUUUAUCAAGCAGCUUAUCCAAAUCGUUUUAAAGCAAUAUUUCAAUACCAAAAAAAAGAGACUAAACUAAGCCAUUUGUACAUUUUAGUAGUGGUUUUUUUUCCCUAUAGAUAAAA
Molecule: messenger RNA, 1125 nt
Organism: Pelobates fuscus (common spadefoot toad)
Lineage: Eukaryota; Metazoa; Chordata; Amphibia; Anura; Pelobatidae
Gene: RELL1
Product: RELT like 1
Exons: 8
Coding region: 59-904 (281 amino acids)
Biological process (GO): positive regulation of p38MAPK cascade
Cellular component (GO): plasma membrane
Source: RefSeq, a predicted model, not a curated record